This is a messenger RNA of Serendipita indica DSM 11827, 1575 nucleotides long. The record is from the annotation of a GenBank genome assembly. NCBI's taxonomy places the organism in Eukaryota, Fungi, Basidiomycota, Agaricomycetes, Sebacinales, Serendipitaceae.
AUGGAACGCAUCAAGACGCUCUUUUACGAGAAACGAGCUCUCAUUGCGCCUAUACGAAAUCUCCCUGCGGAACUACUCGCUUUCAUCUUUGAAAUCCACGUCGGGGAACACGACCAUAACCCGCUUGUCAUUCUCGCUGUCUGCCGUUCAUGGCGGUACAUAGCACGCGGUGUACCGUCACUCUGGACGCGUAUUCACGUCAAAAUACGACCCCUCGGUCUCCAGAAUGAUCGAGCAUUGCAAUGGUACGGUCCCAACGCGCACCUCGGGAUCGUCGUGCGCCACACCGAGGAGAUCAAGCAAGUGAUCCAACUUGCCGGAAACCGACCUCUCGAUAUAACUCUCGACGCUACCAUUAUUUCCACCAACAUUGCCGCCUUUGACCUCGUCUGUUCCUCCAGCCAUCGUUGGCGCUCCCUCCGAUGGAGGCUCGAAAGCAGCAAGCAAGGUUGGACAUUGGCCGAACACUGGGCUGGAAAGGACAUUGCAUUUCCACUUCUCAAGAAACUCGCCAUCGACCAGGCUUGUCCCCAAACCGACCUCGACAUCCUGCUCCAAACUAUUGAAAAUACAGCUACGAAACUGGACAUGGUUGUAGCACAUUCUACAGUAUCAGAGCCUCUCUAUAGGCGCAAGAAGAUGCUGAAAGGAGUCAAGCACCUCCGAUGGAGUGGUUCCUUCCAUCCCCCUGCUUAUCUCCUGUUGGGCCCCCAACCAACCACGGUUCCAUUGUGGGAGGAGUUUAGAGCGCUGGAGACUCUCUAUCUCUUCCGCAAUCUCCCCCAAUAUUCUGCUGUCGACGAACUGCAAGAGCCCAGUCCACUGAGGGCACUGGCCUUUGAAGGCAGUCCAUUCACGAAUCUCACAGGAUGGGGUCCAAACCUUUUACUACUCAGAUACAUGCACAUUGAAUCCGUACCACAUUCCAUGUACGCGAAUCCGCCUGGUCCCCAAUCCAUUCAACUCCCGACAACCACCCAUUUCACACUCACCAACGAGACGUACCUGCCUCUCAGCUGGUUCUCUCUCCCUUCCCUCGCCUGCCUAGAACUCUACGGUGGUGUAUCCGCUGGGAAGGCUGCGAGGGAAAGUAUCGACUCCAUCUGGAACGACGAGUUGAUUGGCACAGCACCCGUACCUUCUGAAACGUUACACAUUCAGCCUGUAGGAAGCCAACACAUCAUCAUUAAUAUCCUCAAAUACCUCUCGAAUAUCAAGUACUUGCACCUAUACCACCGUUCGCCAUCUGAAAUCAGCAAACGACUCCUCGAGCUCCUCGCUCAGGGACCAAAGAAUCAAAAGGAUACUCCAAAGAGUCCACGCAAAGCAAGUCGGAGCAGCGUAGAUAAAAGAGCCGAGUGGACAGCCAAGACGUGUCCAAACCUACGCUCAAUGACCAUUGUGUGCAAGCGCGUUCGUGAGCAAGAGAGAGAAGAGUGUUUGCAAGCCUUUAGGUCGAUUCGUCGGGCGCGUUUGGGGACCAAGAGUGAGAUUCAGUCGCUCGUGUUGACACUUUAUUCAAAGUGGGGUCGUGGGUCGGAAAACGAGGCGAGUAAGAUGUGUAUGAAUUUUUGA